Messenger RNA from Chenopodium quinoa (quinoa), 3215 nucleotides. RefSeq names its product probable potassium transporter 13. Gene Ontology annotation, biological process: potassium ion transmembrane transport. Gene Ontology annotation, molecular function: potassium ion transmembrane transporter activity. The record is from RefSeq and is a predicted model, not a curated record. Lineage: Eukaryota; Viridiplantae; Streptophyta; Magnoliopsida; Caryophyllales; Amaranthaceae. The coding region runs from base 689 to 2848 and encodes 719 amino acids. The transcript is spliced from 11 exons. Gene Ontology annotation, cellular component: membrane.
AUUUCUGAAUAUCCUCUCCACAAAAAUCCAACUCAUCUUUCUCACAAACAAAAAUUCAACUCUCACUUGACUUUCCUACUGAAUUGGAUCAGCCCCAACUCCCAAGAGUAUCCCUAUCUCUUGUUUAUAAUUUGUUUUGAAACUUCCCCCUCACUUUCAACUCCCUUUCCCAAUAUUUUCUCUCUCUUAAUUUUUGUUCUUGAAAAAAAUGAAAAAUAAACUGCUGGAGUUUUUGACUUAAAACGUUUCAAAGAUCUAUCAUAUUUCUUUGAAAAGAAUCUUUUCAUUUUUGGAAAGAAUAAUCUUCUUCUUUAUAUUUACUUCCUUUGAAUUUUCUUCCUACAUUUUCAUUUACAGCCUGUACUAUUCCGUACUAUUUCUUCCUUUCUAUAUACUACAGUUCAUCACUCUAAAAUUUUCGCUGGUUUUUAAUUUUUAAUUUUUAUUUUUAAUUCAGUAGGAUCAUAAUUUCUGAGGUUUUCGUUGGAGUUGGAAGUACAAUGGAAUUAUCAACUCAUCAAUCUCGACUUUUGUGACUUAAGAACUGGAAUCGUAGUCUUACUACUUGUCCAACAAUUGGAUGUUUGUUCCUCAAUAUAUAGAAGAUUGCACGAGUAUUUGAUUAAAUAAUCGCGGUUAGUUGGAUUAAUAGAUAAGGUCAUUACUCAGUAGAAAGAAAAGAAAGGAGAUGUACCAGAAGACGUUUUGUCUUGCCUACCAGAGUUUGGGGAUUGUCUAUGGUGAUCUAAGCACAUCUCCUAUAUAUGUCUACAAGAGUACAUUCUCUGGGAAAUUGCGGUUGUAUGAGGAAGACCUUGAAAUCUUUGGCAUUCUCUCUAUGGUUUUCUGGACACUGACUCUGGUCCCUCUUUGCAAGUACAUCGUUUUUGUUUUAUCAGCUGAUGACAAUGGAGAAGGCGGAACAUUUGCCUUGUAUUCGCUUCUUUGCCGAUCUUCUAAAAUGGGCUUUUUUUGUCCGUCUCAAAUGAAGUAUGCACACCCAUCUUAUGAAGCUGCGACUUCUGGCAAGGAAAGCAGGAGUAGUCUGGCCCUUAAAGAAUUUUUUGAGAAGCAUUAUUACUCCCGUCUUAUCCUCUUUCUAGUGGUUCUUCUAGGGACUAGCAUGGUGAUUGGGGAUGGGAUUUUCACUCCAACAAUGUCUGUCCUAUCUGCAGUCUCUGGCCUAAAAGUUAAGAUUCCUCAUUUAAAUGAAUAUCUUACUCUUGGUGUGACCUGCAUAAUCUUGAUGGGAAUUUUUUCUCUUCAGCAUUGUGGGACUAGCAAAGUUGGCUUUCUUUUUGCUCCUAUUCUUGUAGCUUGGCUCCUCUGUGUUGGUGGAGUAGGGUUAUACAAUAUAAUUCACUGGAAUCCUGGGGUCAUUCGUGCAGUUUCACCAUAUUAUGUCUACAAAUUUUUCAAAGUAACAGGAAAAGUGGGAUGGAGUUCACUUGGGGGUGUUGUCUUAUGUAUUACAGGUGCAGAAGCAAUGUUUGCCGAUCUUGGCCACUUCUCUCAGCUCUCUUUGAGGAUUGCAUUUUCCGGAUUUGUCUAUCCUUGUUUAGUUCUUGCAUAUAUGGGUGAAGCUGCUUAUCUUUCUAAGCACAGAGAAGAUCUUCAGAGUAGUUUUUACAAGGCAAUACCUGAGUCCAUUUUUUGGCCCUUUUUUGUGAUCGCUACGCUUGCUACUGUUGUUGCCAGUCAAGCAAUUAUAUCUGCGACAUUCUCCAUCAUAAGUCAGUGUCGGGCCUUAAAGUGUUUUCCACGUGUCAGAAUGGUGCAUACAUCUGACGACAUAUAUGGCCGGAUCUACAUACCAGAGGCCAAUUGGAUAUUGAUGGUGCUUUGUCUGGCUGUUGUCUUGGGCUUUAGGGAUACAGAUAAAAUAGGCAAUGCUUAUGGUCUGGCGGUGAUCACUGUAAUGUUUGUAACAACAUGCUUAAUGUUUCUCAUUAUAGUGACUGUGUGGAAAAAACAUGUCCUUGUGGCUCUCUUUUUUGUGCUGUUCUUCGGAUCAAUUGAGCUCUCAUAUAUGUCAGCUUGUCUGAUCAAGAUACAUCAAGGAGGCUGGGUCCCUUUGGUUUCUUCUCUUGUAAUAUUGUGUUUGAUGUCACUAUGGAAGUAUGGUACUAUGAAGAAACAGGCGUUCGAGCAUCAAAAUAAGGUGGGCUUGGACAGAUUUUUGACUCUUGGUCCAAGCCUUGGUGUUCUCAGGGUUCCUGGAAUUGGUUUGAUAUACUCUAAUGUCACCUCUGGGGUCCCACCGAUGUUUUCUCAUUUUGUUGCAAACUUCCCUGCUUUUCAUCAAGUCCUCAUUUUCGUGACAAUCGAAAUAUUACUAAUCCCCAGAGUUCCUGUUAAUGAGCGUCUUGUGAUUGGUCGGGUUGGUCCUCCAGAACUCCAUAUAUUUCGUUGCACUGUGAGGUAUGGAUACAAGGAUACUAGAGACUCUUAUGACUUUGAGUCUAAGCUAAUUGACGAGGUAGCAGAGUUCCUACAACAUGGACCCCAUGAUAGGGAAACACUGACAUCUCCAAACAACGUUGCUGAUACGGAUGCUGCUCCAGAGGGUGGGGCUGUUACUGUUGGCAGGAGAAGAGUAAGGUUUAGAGAAGUAGAGCCGAGUGGCCCAAAUGUCAAUGUCAAGAAGCUUAUGGAGGCUAGACAAUCUGGAGUAGCUUACAUGAUAGGCAAUACUUGUGUUGUAGCAAGAGAGGAAUCAUCAUUCUUUAAGAAAAUAGCCAUUAACAUUGUAUACAGAUUCCUGAGGCAGAACUGUCGAAGACCAGCAGUGGCUCUUGGGAUUCCGCACACAUCACUGAUCGAAGUAGGAAUGGUUUACCAUGUAUGACGGACGGACAGCUUGUUAGUGUGCUGGUGGAUGUGAUGUUUGCUUUUGCACAGCGAAAAUGAUGAUGCAGUAGAGAAACUGUCUAAAGGACGGCCCUUAUUUUUUAACACGUCGUUUAUGUACAAAAAUGGAGAGUUUAGGAUAUAAAUGUGUUUGCUUUUGCACAUAGUUUUCAUAUGUGUACAGGUAACCUGUGAUAGUUUUUGGAUAGACUGCUUGCUUGACCUUAAACUGAGUAGUUUAAAAGCUAAAAUUCUUUUAAAGAUAGACCUAAUGUAAUUAACAUUUUUUGGUUACAAAAAUGUCUGAAAUUAGGACAUAGUCAGCAUAUUUUUUAAUAGGUCAACGUUUGUUGCUUAAUUGCCGU